AUGGUCGCCAUUGCUGCUCAAUUAACUGCUGAAGCCUAUCCAAAGGUUCACAGAAAUCCAGACUAUAAAGUCUUAAACGAUGAAGAUUUGAAAUUCUUCCAUUCUAUCUUAGAUGACGAUGAAAUCAUCGAGGCUAACGGUGAUGACUUAGUCACUUACAACCAGGAUUGGAUGAACAAAUACAGAGGUCAAUCGAAUUUGGUUCUUCUACCAAAAUCUACCGAAAAGGUCUCUAAAAUUAUGAAAUAUUGUAACGAACAUAAAUUGGCUGUUGUCCCACAAGGUGGUAACACCGAUUUGGUCGGUGCCUCUGUCCCAGUGUUCGACGAAAUCAUUUUGUCUCUAAGACAAAUGAACAAGGUUAGAGAAUUCGACCCAGUCUCUGGUGCUUUCAAAUGUGAUGCUGGUGUUGUCAUGCGUGAUGCUCAUCAAUUCUUAAGCGAUAACGACCACAUUUUCCCAUUGGAUUUGCCAUCUAGAAACGCUUGUCAAGUCGGUGGUGUUGUCUCUACUAACGCCGGUGGUCUAAAUCUGUUAAGAUACGGUUCUUUACACGGUAACGUUCUUGGUCUAGAGGUCGUCUUACCAAAUGGUGAAAUUAUUAGUAACAUUGAUGCUUUGAGAAAGGAUAACACCGGUUACGAUUUGAAACAAUUGUUUAUUGGUGCUGAAGGUACCAUUGGUGUCAUUACCGGUGUCUCUAUCCUAGCUGCUCCAAAGCCAAAGGCCCUAAACAAUACUUUCAUUGGUCUGGAGAGUUUCGAUAUUGUUCAAGAUUUGUUUGUUAAGGCUAAGAAGGAACUUUCUGAAAUCUUAUCUGCUUUUGAAUUCAUGGAUAAUGGUUCCAUUAAAUGUACCAUUGAAUACUUGAAAGAUGAACCAUUCUUAUUGAAGAAACAACAUCCAUUCUAUGUCUUGAUUGAAACUUCUGGUUCUAACCAACAACAUGAUCAAGAAAAAUUGAGUGCUUUCAUUAAGAGUGCCCUUGAAGAAAAAUUGAUCUCUGAAUCUCACAUGGCUGCUGACAUUGACGAAUAUAACAAGAUCUGGACUUGGAGAAAAUCUGUUCCACCUGCUUGUAACUCCUACGGUGGUAUGUACAAAUACGAUAUGUCCCUAAAGUUGAAGGACUUAUACUCUGUCUCCGAUGCUGUCACCAAGAGAUUAAACGCUGCUGGUUUGAUCGGUGAUGCUCCAAAGCCAAUUGUUGCUUCUGUCGGUUACGGUCAUGUCGGUGAUGGUAACAUUCAUUUGAAUAUUGCCGUUAGAGAAUUCACUAAGCAAAUCGAAGAUUUAUUGGAACCAUUCGUUUACGAAUACAUUCAAUCCAAGAAGGGUUCUAUCAGUGCUGAGCACGGUAUUGGUUUCCACAAGCACGGCCAUUUACAUUACUCUAGAAGUGAAAUCGAAAUUAGAUUCAUGAAGGAAAUCAAGAAGCAUUAUGAUCCAAACGCUAUCUUGAACCCAUACAAGUACGUGUAA
Maudiozyma barnettii is the source of this 1482-nucleotide messenger RNA. It is a transcript of the gene DLD3, whose product is annotated as D-lactate dehydrogenase. Gene Ontology annotation, molecular function: FAD binding; catalytic activity. The transcript has a single exon. Bases 1 to 1482 code for a protein of 493 amino acids. The record is from RefSeq and is a predicted model, not a curated record. NCBI's taxonomy places the organism in Eukaryota, Fungi, Ascomycota, Saccharomycetes, Saccharomycetales, Saccharomycetaceae. Gene Ontology annotation, cellular component: mitochondrion.